AUGAAUAUCAGCCAAUUUUACAAAAACAUCAGCGAUGCUGUUUCCUUAACAUCAAGAAACGGAAUGAAAAACGAGUCAUUUCUUGCACCCUACACGAAAACCGGCUCACGAGGAGUAUUUGAUGUAAUAAUUGGUGUUAUAUUUAUCAUUCUCUGUCUGACGGGAAUAAUGGGCAAUUCUCUUACGUUCCGAGUUAUCUGGAAGACUGAAACACUUCACUCGACAACAAAUUUUCUUUUCGCGAAUCUCGCACUGUCAGACUUUUUGACUUUGGUGUUCGGGAUCCCGAAUGCUGUCGCACUUGAAGUUGGCAACCAUCCCGAAGGUUUGUUAGGAACUUGGCUUUGUAAGUUUGUAACGGCUGGGAACGAGAUUGGUAUCAUGAGCACAUCAUCGGUGCUUACACUUUGUUUACUUGCUGUUGAGCGAUACAACGCGAUUGUAAAACCAAUGGCAACGAACAGACGCUUAACCACUAGUAAUACAAAAUAUGCUUUGACUUUGAUUUGGAUUUUAGCGACCAUUCUUAACAUUCCUCUUUUUGUACGAAGUGCGUUCAAUGACAAAAAGGGCUUUUGCGAUUACGGCUGGAGCUUAAAGCAGGAGCUAACGUAUAUCUUCGUUCUCGGGUUUUUGUUGGUCGUUAUUCCUUCAGUGAUCAUAAUUUUCUGUUACGUGGCUAUCAUCAAAGAGAUGUAUUUUUCAAACUCAGUGAAUCCCAACCCUACAACCCAAGACGAGGACGCUCGCAGUAGACGCAAGAUUCUAAUCAUCCUUUUGGUAGUUACCACAUUAUUCUUGGUUUGUUUCGGAGCGUUUUCGAUUACUUGGCCACUGAAGAUCUCGGGAGUGGCGAGUCAGUCUGCAUACAAUCUCUCUGUUCAGUGUCUAUUCGUGCAGUCUUGUAUCAAUCCGAUUAUUUACGCUUUUCAAAGUACAAACUAUAGAAGAGCUUUGAUAAAUCUUUUAAAGUGCUGUAGAGAUGUACCAGAAUUCGAACAACGUUCAAGCAACAACAUUCGCAUGGCAGAAACCUCUCUACCGCAGAACUUGUGA
This is a messenger RNA of Actinia tenebrosa (Australian red waratah sea anemone), 1056 nucleotides long. RefSeq names its product mu-type opioid receptor-like. Gene Ontology annotation, molecular function: G protein-coupled receptor activity. Gene Ontology annotation, biological process: G protein-coupled receptor signaling pathway. NCBI's taxonomy places the organism in Eukaryota, Metazoa, Cnidaria, Anthozoa, Actiniaria, Actiniidae. The record is from RefSeq and is a predicted model, not a curated record. Gene Ontology annotation, cellular component: membrane.